Molecule: messenger RNA, 2060 nt
Organism: Manihot esculenta (cassava)
Lineage: Eukaryota; Viridiplantae; Streptophyta; Magnoliopsida; Malpighiales; Euphorbiaceae
Product: anthranilate phosphoribosyltransferase
Exons: 10
Coding region: 104-1858 (584 amino acids)
Biological process (GO): GMP biosynthetic process
Cellular component (GO): cytosol
Molecular function (GO): GMP synthase activity
Source: RefSeq, a predicted model, not a curated record
UUAUUUUAUUUUAUUUUUUGCAUCCUUGUAUGUUAGCUUCAUGACCAGCACCAAAGGAAACUAAGCAAGCAACAGAGUCUACGCCCUUCCAUUUCGCAUCGCCAUGAAAGCUCUGCUCAAUCCAGAACCUCCUCUCUCAAUCCACAUCAUCAAUCAACGGAAUAUCACCCGUCCCAAACUCCAUGCUUCUCUUCGAUUCAUUCCAGACCUUUGGAUUCGUAGGAAAUGCUGUUUGACCGUUACAGCUGCGCUCGACUCGGCGACUAUUGAUCAGCUGGGGAUUCCGGAAUCUGAUAUUAAGAAUCCGUCGGUUUCUUCUUCGUAUCGCAGUUCUAACUUCCCGAAACCCAAUAAGACGGUGCUGGAAGCACAAGCUAGGGUUUGCACUGGACCUACACAGACCAGGCCGCUUAAUGAAGAUCAAGCCUUUAAAGUUUUGGACACCAUUUUAAGAUCAGUUAGAGGAGAGAUUAAAGAUGAGGAGGAAGUUUCGAAAGCGCAGCUGGGGGCCUUUUUCGCGGCAAUGACAAUACGUGCAAAUGCAUUUCCGGAAGCAACUCAAUGGAGUGAAGGGGAAAAGCGGGCAAUGAAUAAUUUUUGGCCUCUGUUAGUUCGAGCUCUACCGCCUGAUGUUAUCUUUAUUGCGGAUCCCGAAGGCUCGAUUAUGGGAAUUGGGAGUUCAGUUGGUCCUCAAUAUGUUGGUAAUCAUACAAGCGAAAUGAGAUUGGUUGGUGCCCUUAGAGAGAUCUUGGCUGGUGCUCACCUUGGAUAUGAGGAGGUCCAAGGUGUUUUAAGAGAUGUUCUUCCCUUGAAAGUUGGAGAUAAUGAAUGCUCUGGAGUCGGUGAAUCAUUGCUUUCAGCAUUUUUUAUUGGCCAACGUAUGAACAGGGAAACUGAUCGAGAAUUGAAGGCGUACUGUCUUGCAUUUGAUGGUGAACUUGGUCCACCGCCUGUUGCUGAUGUAAGCUCAUUGACUCAUUAUGGUGAACCUUAUGAUGGAAACACGCGUUUCUUUAGGAGCACUUUGUUUGUUGCUGCGGUUAGGUCCUGUUAUGGCGAAUCAUCAUUGCUUCACGGUGUGGAAUGGAUGCCGCCUAAGGGGGGUGUAACUGAGGAACAAAUGCUGAAGUUUAUGGGAGCAAAUACGAGCUUGACCCCUUUGCAGGCUAAAGGACUUCUUGAGGAUGAUGAGGUUGGUUUUGCCUACAUAAGUCAGCGUGAAGCUUCCCCAUCUCUAUAUUCAUUGAUUGGGUUGAGGGAGCACAUAAAGAAACGUCCCCCACUAGCUACAACUGAAAAGGUUCAACAAUUUGUGAGGGCUCGGGGAAAGGAAGCAAUGGUUGCUGGAUUUUAUCAUGAAGCUUAUGAGGAGCCUCUUUUAAUGCUCAUGAAAAGAAGAGGUGUUAAUUCCGGUUUGGUGGUGAAGGGUGAGGAGGGGGCCCUCUCAAUGACAACAAGAUUGCGUUCUGCAAAUGCAUCAAAAGGACUCCCUGUGAACUAUUGUUCAGGGUUUCGUUCAUUGAGCAUGGCAUCUGCUUAUGAACUUGAUGGGGUGUCAUGUGAAAGUUUCAAUAUUGAGGUUAAUGCCAAGGACUAUGGCUUUCAACCCACUGAUACACCAAGAACUGAUAGAUCGGUCUCCCAGAAUAUAGAGCUGGGUUUAGCAGCUCUUCGUGGUGAAAAAGGUCCAGCAUAUGACCGAAUUGUUCUCAACGCUGGAAUGGUGGAUCACUUGCUGGGAUGUGAUGGUGCAGAAGAUAUCUCCUCAGCCCUAGACAGAGCCAGAGAGGCCAUUGACAGUGGUAAGGCUCUUAAAAGGCUAUUAAAUUACAUAAAGAUCUCUCACAGAGUUAGGUAACUGAGGCCCAACUGGUGCCUAUUUCCUUAAAUUUGCAUCAGAAUUUGUAUACACGGGUGUUGUAAAUUUGAUAUUAUUUGAUGUUUCUGCACGUUGAUGAGAAAGAAAGAGGAGAAGGAAAUAAGUAUGAGGCUUUUCCCAUUCGAUUUUUGUAAAUUAGGAUAGCAGUUAACCUGAUUGUUAAGAUAUCAUUUGUUUUUUC